AUGAUCUCUCCAAUGGCAUUAGAGUCAUUACUUGAAGGAGUUCAAAAUCAAGAUGUAAAUAAUACAAGAGAAGGACAACAACAACAAAAUCAAAAUAAUAAUUUUAAAUUUUGUAAAAUAAAUGAAGAAGAAAAAAUAAAAGAGAAUGAACAAAUAAUUAAUAGAAAAAGAAAAUUAAGUUUAAAUUCUUCAACAAAUUUUGAUGAUUUUAAUGAAAAUAAAAAUAGUAAUUUAGUAAAUUCCCCAAAUAUUUCAUUUCAACAAACAAUUCUUGAUUUGGCACAAUGUGAGGCUUUAAAAAAUAAAAAUAAUGAAGAAAAGGAUUUUAAUGGAAAAUUAGAAAUUGGCGAGGAGGAAGAAGAAGAAAGAAAUAAUGGAGAUAAUAGUAGUAAUGAUUUGAAUAGACAACGUUCACAAUUACUCGAAUUUCUUGAAGCUCGAAAAGCACUUGAAAGAAUGUUUAGUCAGUUUGUUGGUCAUCAAAAAAUGUUUCCUCCUACUUCUUCUCCAUCUUCCUUACCUUUCCAACAACAAUUAGCUGACCAAUUAUCACCUUUUCUUUUAGCUUUAAAUAAUACAAAUCAACAACAACAACAAUUAGAAACAAUAAAUAACAACAAUAAUAAUAUCCAAUCAACAUCCUCAACAUCAACAGAAUUAUUAUUUUCUGAUUCUUCUUUUCAAAAUAAUCCUUUUUUCUUUCCCCCAUGGCAUCAACAAAAAAAUUUUUUUCAAUUUUCUUCUGAAAAAUUAAAUAAAGAAGAAAUUUCAAAUAAUUCUGAAAUAUUUAAUAUUGAUGGACCAGAAGAUUUAACAACAACAAAAGAUGAAAGAGAAUCUUCUACAACGACAAUUUCAGAAUUAAUUAAUAAUGGACAACAACAACAACAAAAUUGGAGUUAUGAAGAUCAAUUUAAACAGCUUUAUGACCUCUCUGAAGAUACAUCAAGAAAGGAAUGGCUUAAUGAUUGGCUUCAAUUUAUGCAUAAAAUAGGCAAACCUGUAACUAGAAUUCCAAUAAUGGCUAAACAAGUUCUCGACCUUUAUGAGCUAUAUCGACUUGUUGUUCAACAUGGGGGGCUUGUUGAAGUUAUUAAUAAAAAACUUUGGCGGGAAAUAACAAAAGGAUUAAACUUACCUCCAUCAAUAACCUCUGCUGCAUUUACACUUAGAACACAAUAUUCAAAAUAUUUAUUUGAUUAUGAAUGUCAUCGACACAACUUUAGCAAUAUCGCAGAUUUACAAGCAGCUGUAGAUGGAAAUAAACGAGAAGGACGUAAAAAUCCUCUUCCAGGAACGUCAACAACAACAAAUUCUAGUUCAACACCUCCAUCUAUUCAAAAACAAGAACAAAAUUUACAACAACAACAAUCACCAAAUUCUUCGCAAAUGUUUAUAAUUCCCCCACCAUCAACAAAUAACUGUGUAACAACCGCCCAAAUAAUGGUCGCGGCAGCUGCAGCAGCAACUUUUGGUACUUUUCCUUCUCAAUCAUCAUUUGCUGAUCUUUUUGGAAAUUUAAAUAAUAAUUUAAAUUUACAACAAAAUAUUUUGGGAUCAGAGGAUGAUGGAGAUAAUGGGGAUAAUUUAAAUAUUAAUAAUGAACAACAAACUUUCCAGCAACAAUUAAAUAAUGUAUUAAAUGCAGUCUCUACAAAAAAUGUAUUUAAUAAAUUUGGAUUAGAUUUUAUAAAAGAAAAUGAUGGAGAACAACAACAACAAUAUUUAAAUUUAACACCAACAAUAUUUAAUUUACCUGCUUUUUAUUCUUCUAAUAAUGAUUUAAAUAAUAUCAAAAAUGAUCAAGAAUUUAAUUCUUCAUUUUUUUCAUCAACCCCUCAUCAACAUAUACUAACAGAACAAGAAUUAAUUAAAAAUAAAGAAAAAUCAGAACCUUCAAUAAUUAAAACAACAAAUAAUUUUAAAAAACAAAAACGUUCACAAUCAGUAAAUACAACAAUUAAUUAUUUAAAUAAAGAAGAAAAAAUAAAUAAAACAAUUAAUGAAAAUAAUAAAGAAAGAAUUUUAAUUAAACAAAGGGGGAAAAUAAAAGAAUCUUCAAUAAAUGUUUCUUUAAAUUUAAAUGGAAUAAUUUAUAAAGGAAUUUUAUUUGCUUGUUUUAAUAAAAAUAAUUUGGAAUUAAAUGAAAAAGAUGACUGGGAAUUUUUAAUUAAAGAUGAAAAUAAUUAA
Molecule: messenger RNA, 2190 nt
Organism: Meloidogyne enterolobii
Lineage: Eukaryota; Metazoa; Nematoda; Chromadorea; Rhabditida; Meloidogynidae
Source: the annotation of a GenBank genome assembly